AUGCAUCGGCAGUGUAUCGCUGUUGUCAAAGCAGUCUUGAUUCAUGUGGCAUUCCACAAGUUCUGGAGUGCUACAGAGGCCGUGCCGUGGUCUUUUGUAAAGAUAGAUUCGCUAGUUACUGGCCGCUCGCAAGACCGCUCGUAUAUCUCUGGGGAAAACGGCGUUCCAGGUCACUCCCGUCCCCCGCGUCCGGAGAAAGACCACACGAGUCCCACAGGGACUUCGCUAAGACACGAGACGAGAAACACAAGUGUUAACCCGCCCCCGCAGGAACAACCGCUAAACCCGUCAUCACCUGACGCAGACCCGAAAAGAGACCAGCACAAUGUCACCGAGACGCGGCGCAGUUGCUCGAAGGUGCCGUUCUCAGUGGGGAAGUCCUGCAGCAGAAAUGUCGUGAAACAAAAGUCUUACUCGUGUCCAUCGGAGUUCUUUCCGGAGGUAUGCAUCGAAGUUGAGCAGACGAAGACAGUCGACUGCAAGAGAGUCUCCAAAAGAGAAAUCGGGUACGACUGCCCACAAGUUACUUCCAAAAAAAUAUGUUACAAGGUUCCCAGGACAAUGCCUUCAAUCUGCACUAGAAAAACGUCCAAGUUCUCCAGGCGACCAUGCCCCAGAAUAGUGAAAGAACUCGUUUGCAGAAACAAGACAUCACAAGUCGACGACACCUGCCCAGCGAGUGUGUCUGAAGAGCUACCGUAUCCGUGUGAGAAAGCUCAGCCUCGACUCGAAUGCGACGUUCAGUUCCAGCUCGAAGCCGCUACUUGCACGCGUGAGGUAGAGGCGCCCAUUACCUAUGAAUAUGAGACUACUGAAACAGAACGGCAGUGCCGGCGGGAGAAUAGGAAAAUACACAAAACAUGCUCAAAAGAUAUAGUAGUCGACGAGGAGUAUCCGUGCCCAAAGAAAGUCCUGAAGCCGCAGUGCGAGGUAGUGACAGAAGACCGCCAUAGCAGCUGCACACAAACCAGGAUGCACACUGAAUCAUACCCGUGCGAAGAGGUCGUAGUACAGAGGCGGCCAAGCACCUGCACACGGUUGGCAAAGAAAAACGGGAAUCAGCUUAAACCAUGUUCCAAUGAAGCAGACAGCUGCGAAGAGUCAGUUGCCGAGAUCGCCUCUCUGGAAACUUUUCCCUGUGCAAAAAAUAUCCCCGUGGUGGUACCGUCCGUGUGCACGCGAGAGGUUCCAUACGAAGCCGUUGUUCCCUGCCUUGAGAAAGUUGCUGUGGAAAGGUGCUCGAUUACGGAAGAGACGAUGCCUGAAACUUGCAAACGCCAAGUAACUCGACAAGAAAAGUACGCUUGUGAAGAAGUCGUGGAAGUGGAGGAGUGUGAGGAGACUCCACGGAAGAAGAAAAUGACGGGGACGCUGCGAAUUGACACCCGGAUAGAGCGCUACGACUGCGAAAGGCCAGUAUCGGCGGAGAAGUGCACAGAAAUUAUUGAUUUAGUGCCUGUGACAUGCUCUACCUCGGUACUCAAGACUAUCGAUAAGCCAUGCACACGUAGCUACGUCGAAGAAUUAUGCGAGGUUGUCGAAAAGAUCGUAGAGGGAACCUGUAUCGAAGAGGAGUCCGUCGAUGAGGAGUAUGUGUGUCCCAGACUCGAGUUCGAAGAGAAGUGUCUUACGGUCCCCCAGUGGGAACUAAAAAAAUGCACCAAAGAGAUUGAAGAAGAACUGGACGACAGCUGUACUCAAAUCCUUCCUGUGAUAGAGUGUACGCCGGCCGCUACGCCAACAGCUCGGACAUGUUUCAGUGACUUCGAGGAAUCUGUCACGUAUCCGUGCUAUUCGGUUGAAUAUCGCGAGGAGUGUCGAGAUGUCGCAUCUACCCAAGGUGAACUACAGACACAACAAGCCUGA
This is a messenger RNA of Besnoitia besnoiti, 1866 nucleotides long. RefSeq lists its product as uncharacterized. The record is from RefSeq and is a predicted model, not a curated record. The transcript is spliced from 3 exons. Bases 1 to 1866 code for a protein of 621 amino acids. NCBI's taxonomy places the organism in Eukaryota, Apicomplexa, Conoidasida, Eucoccidiorida, Sarcocystidae.